This is a messenger RNA of Lactuca saligna, 727 nucleotides long. The record is from the annotation of a GenBank genome assembly. Lineage: Eukaryota; Viridiplantae; Streptophyta; Magnoliopsida; Asterales; Asteraceae.
CCACACAACCUCCCCUACAAUGGCGGACGUGGAUGCUACCAUCUCAAUCGACAAUCCUGUGUCCGCUCCACCGGAGUCAGAUGUUUUAAGCAAAAACGCUCGCAAGAAGGAGCUGAAGAACAAACAGAAGGAGGAAGAGAGGCGUCGCAAGGAAGAGGAGAAGGAGAAAAAGGCUGCUUCCAUGCCAAAAUCAGCUGUCCAAAAGCAGUCAGCUGCAGAUGAUGAAGACAUGGAUCCAACGCAAUAUUUUGAAAAUCGCCUGAAAACACUUGCUACUCACAAGGCAGCAGGAAUGAACCCCUACCCACACAAAUUCCAUGUCUCCAUGUCCAUUCUUGAAUACAUAGAAAAGUAUGAAAGUUUAAAUAGUGGAGAUCAUCUGGAGGAUGUUCAAGUUUCUUUGGCUGGGCGACUUAUGAACAAACGGUCUUCUUCAUCAAAGCUCUUCUUUUAUGACCUCCAUGGCACUGGUGGAAAAGUGCAAGUUAUGGCUGAUGCAAGGAGAUCUGAUUUGGAUGAAGCUGAGUUCUCUAAGUACCAUUCUGGUGUGAAACGUGGAGAUAUAGUUGGCAUUGUUGGGUUUCCAGGAAAAAGCAAGAGAGGUGAACUGAGCAUUUUUUCCAAAAACAUUCAUGGUGCUUUCUCAUUGUCUUCAUAUGAUGCCAAGGCAAAAGAGUGCAGCUGUUGCAGAGAACGCCAAUGUGAAGGUAAAACUUUGUUAUAUUGA